This is a messenger RNA of Wyeomyia smithii (pitcher-plant mosquito), 3178 nucleotides long. RefSeq names its product aminopeptidase N-like. The record is from RefSeq and is a predicted model, not a curated record. The transcript is spliced from 6 exons. Gene Ontology annotation, cellular component: cytoplasm. NCBI's taxonomy places the organism in Eukaryota, Metazoa, Arthropoda, Insecta, Diptera, Culicidae. Bases 13 to 3117 code for a protein of 1034 amino acids. Gene Ontology annotation, molecular function: metalloaminopeptidase activity; peptide binding; zinc ion binding. Gene Ontology annotation, biological process: peptide catabolic process; proteolysis.
UCGGCGCGCAGGAUGAUCUUCCUGAAACCGGUGUACUUGUGCUUGCUGGCCUCGGUCGCAGUGGCAGCAGAAAGACCACUUUUGUUGGAGGAUAAUAUCGAACCACCGCAAAUUGCACCCAAAUUGGCGGAGGAGGUAGUGGCUGUCGAUCCUUUGCAGGGAGUAGACGAGACCUAUCGAUUGCCGAAAACCAGCUUUCCGACCCAUUACAACAUCCAGCUUCAAACCGCAGUACAAAAUGGAGACAAAACAUUCCAAGGAACAAUUUACAUCUAUUUAACCGUAACAGAGGUUACCGACGCUAUUGUCGUUCAUCAUCGGGGGUUGAAUUUCGAGGGUGCCUCUCUGACAUUUGUGCCUAGUGAAACACAAUUGAACGAUCUAGACUGGUCUUACGAUUCCCGAGUAGAGCAAUUGAAGUUCUUCACUGGUUCCGCACUCGAGCCAGGAGAUUAUAAGUUAUUUAUUAAAUUCAACGGCAUAUUGGGCGACAAUCAGGACGGAUUUUAUAUAUCCUCAUACACGGACAGUAACGGCUCAGCACGAUUCCUAGCUACUACACAGUUUGAACCUACCAGCGCUAGAGCAGCCUUUCCAUGUUACGAUGAACCAAGUCUAAAGGCUACUUUCACGUUAACAUUCAUACAUGACAGUUCUUACUCAGUCCGGUCCAAUAUGAACAUCAGCAGCGAGCAACUCGUUGGAACAUUAAAGAUCACAACAUUCAACAUUACGCCAACGAUGUCCACUUAUCUGUUGGCGUUCGUAAUAUCGGACUUCGAAUCCAGGGGAACCGCAGAACACAGCGUCUACGCCCGUCCGAAUGCAAUCGAGGAAACAGAGUUUGCUCUGGAAGCUGGCGGUAGGAUCUUGAGUGCUCUCUCCGCAUACACUGGUAUCGAUUAUUACCUUCAUAUGCCGGAAAUGAAACAGUUUGCCAUUCCCGACUUUGCCGCCGGGGCGAUGGAGAACUGGGGUUUGGUAACGUACAGGGAACAAUAUCUUCUCUUCGAUUCAGAACUGAACGGCUAUCGCACGAAAACCAACAUCGCUACCGUGAUUGCCCAUGAGUUUGCGCACCAGUGGUUCGGCAAUUUGGUAAGUCCCGAAUGGUGGGAGUACAUUUGGUUAAACGAAGGAUUCGCCACCUUGUUCGAAUAUCGAGCCGCCCAGCUGGCGUACCCCCAGCAGGGCUAUUGGGAGCUUUUCAAUCCGCUGGUUGUUCAAGCCGCUCUGGUCGCGGAUGGUCUGGAAACGACCAGACCGAUAACAUGGAAUGCUGCUAGCCCGGCGGAAAUUUGGCAGUUGUUUGAUCAGAUUGCUUACGAAAAAGCUGGGAGUGUUUUGAAUAUGGUACGUAACGUGCUUGGUGAAACAAAUUGGAAAGGGGGUCUAAAGUCUUAUCUGCUGAAUAGACAGUUCCAAGGUGCCAACGUCGAACAUUUGUACGCCGGUUUGCAGAUCGCAAUUGACGGAACUAAUGUUUUACCUUCGGAUGUCUCCGUUAAGACGUUCAUGGACAGCUGGACAACAGAGAAGGGUUAUCCGGUUGUGAGCGUGCGGCGCUCGUAUGAUUCAGGCAACAUUAUAAUUUCUCAGGAACGAUAUGUUUUGGAUCGUAAAGAACCGAACAGCAACGUCUGGGUGAUUCCGUUUAAUUUCGCUUACAAAUCGGCUGCUGAUUUCAGUGAUGUGACCAGUUACGAUUGGUUAACUACCAAGGCGAAGCGAUUGAGCGCUAGCAUACCAGCCGAUGAUUGGGUAAUUUUUAAUAAACAACAGGUUGGCUUCUAUCGUGUUAAUUAUGACGAUGAAAAUUGGCGCUUGAUCACAGAAGCUUUGAACGAUAAUUAUGCUAGCAUUCAUCGGCUGAAUCGUGCCCAACUUAUCGAUGAUGCUUAUUGGUUGGCACGAUCGGAGCGUCUUGAUUUUGAAGUUGUGAUGAAUUUAUUAACAUAUUUGAAAAAUGAAGAUGCCUUUGCCCCUUGGAUGGCGGCUAACAAAGUUCUGCUGUAUUUCAAUACUAAACUUCGAGGGAAUCCAACGGAAUACGAUAACUUUUUGGUUCUGGUUAAAAGUCUAAUUGAGAAGGUCUAUUCCACUUUAUCAGUUGAUACGGUUUCCGAGUCCGAAAGCUUACUGGACAAGUACUUGAAACAAACUAUUUCAACAUGGGCCUGUAUAACCGGGGAUGAUGACUGUUUGAGCAAGACUGCCGCUGCUCUCACCAAUGAAGUUUCGAACGGAAUCAAGGUUCAUCCCGACGUUGCCAGUGUUGUUUACUGUUACGGUCUUCAGGAUGCAGGAGAAGAUGAAUUCAAGUAUAUGUUUAACAGUAUUUUCCUGUCCCAAAAUUUAGUAUUCCGAACACUGUUGAUUGAUUCACUGGGUUGUUCCAAAAAUAAGGAAUACUUGAAAGCUUUUGUAGAAUCGGCUGUGGCUGGAAACAGCGCAUCAGUAAGCUACAAAGAGGGUGAACGAUUACGAGUUUUGCAGUCGGUAUACUCAGGUGGUCGAACAGGUGUUGAUGCUCUUAUAGAGUAUCUCACGAACUCGAAUGCGCUAGCGAAAUUCAUUGAAAGAAUGGGAAAUACCACUCUCAACAACGUGGUUUUAAACAUUGCCUCACGAACCAAUACACUGGAGGAAAUGAACAAGCUAAACGAAUUGCUGUUCAGCUUAGGUAUCAACAUAUCGGAAGAUUUGGCGAAUUCUGCUCGUACUACUGCACAAGCCAACGUAAAUUGGUUUGACAGUUAUGAAGGAUUAUUAACAACUAAUUACAUUAAUGAAUAUGCUGAUUCGGUCAACGCGGAAACUACUACAGAGAGUUCUACAACAACAACUCCAACAAUAACUCCAACAAUAACUCCAACAAUAACUCCAACAAUAACUCCAACAACAGGUCCAAUUUCACCAACUCCUGAAACAACAACAACAAUUACUCCAACAAUUUCGUCGUCUCCUUCGGAUAUUACAACAACAGUAACACAAGAUCCUACAACAACAACAGCAGUAGUGCCAGAUACAACAACUCCGGAGCCGGAUGGUGCAGUAACUGCUGCGAUUUCAUCAGCACUCUUGAUAGCCACUAUAAUAAUUUCGUUUGUUGGUUGAGCUCCGUUGAUAGUUAUCCCAUAUACUCAAAUUUAUUAAAAACGAAUAUAUAUUCAUGACA